Peromyscus leucopus (white-footed mouse) is the source of this 387-nucleotide messenger RNA. RefSeq names its product growth hormone releasing hormone (gene Ghrh). The transcript is spliced from 4 exons. Gene Ontology annotation, cellular component: terminal bouton; perikaryon; extracellular region. Lineage: Eukaryota; Metazoa; Chordata; Mammalia; Rodentia; Cricetidae. The coding region runs from base 79 to 387 and encodes 102 amino acids. Gene Ontology annotation, biological process: adenylate cyclase-activating G protein-coupled receptor signaling pathway; positive regulation of growth hormone secretion; positive regulation of multicellular organism growth. The record is from RefSeq and is a predicted model, not a curated record. Gene Ontology annotation, molecular function: peptide hormone receptor binding; neuropeptide hormone activity; growth hormone-releasing hormone receptor binding.
GAGGUCAGUGGGACCCGAGCAGCGCCUCAGACCGAGAGCGACACCUGUCACAUUGGAGGUCCCAGCCAGGGGUGAAGGAUGCCACUCUGGGUGUUCUUUGUGAUUCUCACCCUCACCAGUGGCUCCCACUGCUCCCCGACCCCUUCGCUGCCCUUCAGGAUGCGGCGAUACGCAGAUGCCAUCUUCACCAACAGCUACAGGAAAGUUCUGGGCCAGCUGUCUGCCCGCAAACUGCUCCAGGACAUCAUGAGCAGGAAGCACGGGGAGAGGAACCAGGAACAAGGAACCAGGGUGCGGCUUGGCCGUCAGGUGGACAGCAUGUGGGCAGACCACAGGCAGAUGGCGUUGGAGAGCCUCUUGGUAGCCCUGCUGCAGAAGCACAGGUGA